This is a messenger RNA of Cryptotermes secundus, 3875 nucleotides long. RefSeq lists its product as uncharacterized. Gene Ontology annotation, cellular component: axonemal microtubule; centriole; ciliary basal body. Bases 55 to 2712 code for a protein of 885 amino acids. Gene Ontology annotation, biological process: microtubule anchoring. Gene Ontology annotation, molecular function: microtubule binding. The transcript is spliced from 4 exons. The record is from RefSeq and is a predicted model, not a curated record. Lineage: Eukaryota; Metazoa; Arthropoda; Insecta; Blattodea; Kalotermitidae.
AGUCUCGAUAGCAAGGCUGCACGCAUCUGCUGUGAGAGACUCAGCUGAUAGUGCAUGUCGAAAGAGAAAGGAAAUGAGCAAAAACUCGGUCGGAACCACUGCAGACGUCCCAGCACCUUGGCCUUCGGCAGUUCUAAGUUGGGAGUACCAAGCCUCGAAAGAAAGUCUUCCUCCGAUCCGGAACUGGGAAGCAGAGCCACCGUCAUCGGUAACGAGAGGGGUUUCCCAGCAGGUCUCACUGUUGAUGAACUUGGUCUGUACCGUCGAAGGCGCCCUCCUACUUGUCUUCGUCCUAAGGACAACCUCAAACCGGAAGAAGGAUCUCUUAAAUCAAUAACGUCCGAAUACCGAAGACGGUUUAUUCCACAUCCGGUUCUUCCUACUGAUAAGAGAUACUACUUCGGUGAGGACCACCUGGUUGAUGGCCUGGGAGCCCCAGAAGUGUCUCUAGUCACGAAUGGUGCCAUUGACACAGACGGGAAGCAUCAGGCUUUAGUAAAGAGAAAUGUCAGGAGUAGAAAACCUGAAGACGGUCUCAAGUUGGAAGGCGAAGCGAUCCUGAGGCCAGAGUACUACGAUACCUUUGUAGAUUUCCCGCGUCAGAGACCCAAAGUCAUUAGACCUCGCACACACAUAACCUCAGAAAAUCAUCGUGAGCUUCCCAUGAACUUGGUAACAGAGAAAAACGCGCAGUAUGUACUCUUUGAUGGUGCAAGGAGACCAGAACUUGCACGAAGACAAACCACGCUGCAUGCCGAGGGUGAUGUAUUGGUAAAACUAUCCGAGAUACAUUCAUGUUACGUUCCUCAUGAAGGUGCCAAAAGGUCAGAUCUCGCUAGGCGUAAAACAAGUCUUAGAAUGGAAGGUGAGAUCGACGCAAUAACGGAACAGAAAGACAAGUACGUGGGAUUUCCAGAAAGGUGUCGAGCGGAAUUGUCUAAAAGAGCCACACAACUCUGCUUAGAAGGCGAAAUUGACGCGUUAACAGAAAAUAACGAGAAAUACAUACUUUUUCGAUCACCUGAAAGGACUGAGCUAAAGAGAAGACCAACUAAUCUCAAACUCGAAGGAGGUGUGGAGAAAAUGACGGAAAACUCUAGUAAUUUUAUUGAAUUCCUUGAAGCUAAAAGAGCAGAGAUGUUAAGGAGAUCAAAUAAUCUCCAUUUAGAAGGGGAUAUUCAAUAUGCAUCAGGGUACAGGGACACUUACAUUGAUUUUCCAAGAGAAAGGCCGAUCAUAUCAAGGCCACGAGAGAGUUUAAAGCAAGAAGGAGACCUUGAUAUUACGACAGAGAAGAAAUCUCAGUUUAUAGACUUUGUAUCAAAAUGUAAGAGACCAGAUCUUGCAAGAAAACCGACAAAUUUAAGACUUGAAGGUAAACUAGAAUCGAAACCAGAAUACAGAGAUUCGUACGUUGAUUUUCCGAGGCAAAGACCUAAAGUAAAAAAGCCAGACAUAUCUCUGAAGCCUGAAGGAGACAUUGAAAAGAUUACAGAGAAAAAAGCUCAGUUUAUUCCAUUUUCAAUUAGCGACAGACCUGUGAGUGUCAAGAGACCGCCAUCAAGCUUACGUCUCGAAGGCGAAAUGAACACGAAUCCUGAGUACAAAGAAUCAUUUACAAAUUUUCCUAGGGAGAGACCUGUGGUUAAAAAACCAGCAGGUCAUCUUCAACAUGACCCUAAAACGUUACUUCUUUUCGUCGACGAACCUGUCAAAGAGCCUAGAGGCCCAGGCCGACCACCUGAAAGUAAUCUUCGCUCACAAACUGGAAUAGCUACAAACCCAGACCAUAGAUCUUCCCACGCAGAUUUACCCAGAGAGAGGGCGGUCACAAGAAGAACUCAGGGACAUUUAGGACGUCAAAAUAGGGAUACCACUUUGUCCGAUUCACCAAUUACAAGAGGACACUCUGAAAGAAGACACAGGAGAACAUCUGAUGUUGAGGUAGAAUCGAAGAGGACAUAUGUUGAUUACACAGCACGCGGAAGGACGCCUAGCAGAAGAAGACCAGAGGACAAUAUGCAAAGAGCAAGGAAUUCAUCACUGGCAACAGAAAUAAGCAGUCCACAUAUGUCAAGAAGACUUAACGUGUCAACAAGUGUGGCUCCCAUGGCAACGCACGGUCCAGGUGUUUACCAUUCCGUGUCCAGGGUCGAGCCUAUGUCCAGAGCGAAGGCUGUGACGUUUGAACUUGGAGGUAGCCGACCGAAAACAUGCCCCAGGUGGGGUGAUUCGACAGGCGCCUUGAGGCAAAACACGAAGGAGCCGUCGCAAUUGCCCGCCGCGGAUACCGGAAGCUACGAGCCAACAUUCAGGCUACACGUCAUGAACGUGGAUGAUGCAUAUGACGAAAAUGAUGAUUUUGCUCGCAGGCGACGCCGUGGGAGACGACGUCCAUCUUCCAGGAGUUCACCCCCGCACCCCACACUCUCGAGGUCUAUUGUUUCAUCGAGGGCACCAUCUCCGGAAAUUGCACAUCAAUUUCCGACAACACCCCAGGUGCAGUACCCACUGUUCCCUUUGAAGAACAACAGCAAUCCAGCGUUUGUAGUUCUGGACGAUCUCAACAACAACAGCCGCAUGUCUCAGGCCCCCAUGGCAACUCCUCGCAGCAACUUCUUGCAGAUACCACCUGGCAAACAACAACCCCAGCGAGGUGGUAGCCAUGGCAACUGGAUGGCACCAUGGCAUGAUGCUCCUGCUUCCAUUUGAACAAAUUAUAUUUCCUUUGCCAUCUGUAUAAAAAGGGCUUUAUAUUUCACUUCUCAUUUGUCACCAAAUGUUAAGGUUUCUCUUGGAAUACCAAUACAUACUUGGUGUUGUUUACUUACUUACUCCUUUGUUCUCUGGAUUCCUGGUCUCCUGUACAACAGAUGCUCAUUAUUCUCUCCCUAGGUUCAACACGUACUGUUUCAUGGGGCGAGGUUGUUAGACACAUUAACAACCCCCAAACCAGAGGAUCAGGGGCUGCCUUUCGUCUGACCCCUACCCUUUCACCUGUCUAACAUGGAUGACCCUACCAGGAACUUAGAUCCCCACUAGCAUAGUUCUGUGGGGAUGAGGACACACACGCCUCACCUUGUCCUAUGUCCAUACUGGCUUACUUUUGUACCCUGAAGAUGGAGGCAGCAGACUUCUUCAAGAGACUGAUAUAAUUACACUGCAGUACUUGACAGAAGACAGUGGUGUUUGCAGUAACAGCUACGAGAACCGCGAGUCUCACGUUUUAACAGCGCAGUACCAAGUAGAAACCCUGCCUGUGCUGAUGCUUUAAUGUAGUGGGGAGAUAGGAUUUGGGGCCAGUAGGAAAAAUUUUGUCCCUUGAUAAGGUUGUUUUGGAGGGCGGAGUGACUGGGAGAGGCGUAGCUGUCUGAACCAAUAGGAGGUAGAGGCGAGUCAGGAAAACAGUAGCCCUUUGAAGGACCUUCCUCAAGGGCAGAGUAUGGAAAAAAAUAGAUAAGUGAAGGCAGAAAACAGAUUACAGUGUGUCACAUUGAAGAAAACAAUCAUCUUAAUAACAACUUUUGCUUGAACGUCACCAUUGUGCGACUAACCAUGCUUACAACUACAUUCCCAGGUUAAGUGACUGUUUUAACAUGACUUGUCAUAAAAUUAUCUCACAUUUGCUAAUAGAGAGAAUCAAAUGACCUUGUUAUUAAGGAGCCAUGAUAGUCCAGUCAGUACUUUAACUAAGCUACUGGCAACUCUAUGGAACUGGGUUCCAUUCUCGACAGGGGAAGAGAUUUUUCUUCUCCACAGCACCCACGCUGGCUCUAGAACUCACCCAGUCCCCUAUCCAACGAGUUCCAUGGGUUCUCUCCCCAGAGUGAAACUGACCACUCACUUCCAGCUAGUGCUGAGGUUAAGAAUGGGUG